UAGCAAGCAAACGAUAUUAGCACAUACAAAAAAAAAAUUUCACGAAUUUAUUGAAUUAAAAAAACUGCUUUGUAGUUAUCAAAAAAAAAAAAAUUCAUAUCCAAAUAACGAUGGGUGUUGAAGUACAAACAAUUUCACCAGGAAAUGGUUCGACAUUUCCAAAAACUGGCCAAACCGUUGUUGUUCAUUAUACCGGAACAUUGGAUGAUGGCAACAAAUUUGAUUCGUCUAGGGACCGCGGUCGUCCAUUUAAAUUCCGUAUUGGCCGUGGUGAAGUGAUUAAAGGCUGGGAUGUUGGUGUCGCUCAGAUGAGCGUCGGCCAGAGAGCUAAAUUGAUCUGUUCACCUGAUUUUGCAUACGGCAACCGUGGCCAUCCUGGAAUCAUCCCGCCAAAUGCAACACUCACUUUUGAUGUCGAAUUAUUGGCAUUAGAAUGAAAAAAUAAUCGAGGAAAAAAACACACACAAAAUGCAGCACUACAUGAAAAAAAAUCUCGAUCGAUUUUACAUUCUAAUAUACAUUAUCCUAAGAAUAAUCUAUCAAUAAAAAUUAUCUUAUAAAAUGA
This is a messenger RNA of Dermatophagoides farinae (American house dust mite), 565 nucleotides long. RefSeq names its product peptidyl-prolyl cis-trans isomerase Fkbp12 (gene Fkbp12). Gene Ontology annotation, biological process: protein peptidyl-prolyl isomerization. The record is from RefSeq and is a predicted model, not a curated record. Gene Ontology annotation, cellular component: cytoplasm; sarcoplasmic reticulum membrane. Gene Ontology annotation, molecular function: peptidyl-prolyl cis-trans isomerase activity. NCBI's taxonomy places the organism in Eukaryota, Metazoa, Arthropoda, Arachnida, Sarcoptiformes, Pyroglyphidae.